AUGCUGGAUCAAAAGAACGAAAUCGAAAUGAGCAAAGAUCUCAAUCACGCGAAGGCUUCCACGACCAAAAGUCAAAGAUCCAUUACCAAAGCCAACCGUCAAGUUUUUGGAAGACCUCAUCUGUAUGUGGUACAAAGAAGUACUAUAGCACCGAAAGGUAUCUUAUCAAAGAGCAACACUGAACCAAAGCAACUUGGCUUUGAAGAAUCCAAAGAAGGAAGAUCGACAAUGGCAUCAUCACUAGAGGACAAGGCGUUAUCCGACACGGAUGUGUCUAGCCAAGGCAGCGAUGCAGAAGUGGGCAACAUGAAAAAGAUGCUGAUGGAUACCAAAGUGGAGGGCGGCAAGUCCGCAUGGGCGACCACAUUGGAGACGUUGGGUAUGAGUGAUGGUGGCAAGAAGAAAAAGGGCGAUAUUCUCUGUGAUAGCUUUGCAGAAGCCAUGAAGGUAUUCUACGAAUUGAUUCAAGGCAAAGAUUGGGACUUUGCCACGACGCCCUUUGACGACUUUAAUGCUACCAAGGAGCAGCUGUUUCAAGCCUUUGUUCAUUGGUCUCGCAAGAGUAGUGACGAUGGUGAAGCAAGCUCUUACAAUCCUUCCAAAGCACUAAGGCGGUUGGAAGCGUAUGUGGAAUGGAUGAACAAGAAUUGCAAGGACAUGAACCUGCAGGGUAGCACCAUGAAAGAAGCGGCGGAUAACUGGAAGAUGAAGAUUACACAUGACAAAAAGGGACGUCUCGUGUGGUGGAUUGAUAUCCCUAGUCUGGAUCUGAAAUCUCUCAAGCAGGUGCCUCCGGAGGACACGCUGCGACUCUUUGUAUGGAUGAGCCACAUGAUCGUCUUUGACAAGGGGGCUCAAGAGCAUGGAUUGGUUCUGGUAGAAGCCAUGGGCAAACACACGGGCCUUAUGGAAACAAUGACAACUGUAUCCAUGGAUGUUGGCACCAAACUGGACCGUUUGACCAUUGGGAUUCUCCCUAUCAAAAUGGAAGCUUGUUUUGUUUACAACAAUCCUACUUGGCUGCGUGUCAUCAUGGCACUGAUGAGCCCAUUCAUGGGUGCAAAGAUGAGGAAGCGAAUCUUUGUUGUACCCAACAAGACGGAACCUCAGGCGUACUUUGAGGAAGAGUUGGGGAAAGAGAACUUCCCCACUGGAAUUUCACAGCUAGAAGGAUCGGUAGAAAAGGACAUGGUGGCUCAAACAUUGGAGAGAUUGGCAGGAAAGGAUGUGAUCACCGAUGAGAUUGAGACCUAGCUAGCUCUGCAGAAUGCAUGGUUUGUUUGUUGUUUGGUCUACAGUAACCGUAUUUAUUAGUACUUGUCUAUUAUGAACU
This is a messenger RNA of Seminavis robusta, 1333 nucleotides long. The record is from the annotation of a GenBank genome assembly. NCBI's taxonomy places the organism in Eukaryota, Bacillariophyta, Bacillariophyceae, Naviculales, Naviculaceae.